GCAAGCAAGCAAGCAAGCAAGCACGCUGCUGACUGAAGACGCCGUGCAAAGCGUUGGUUUUCUUUUUCUUUUUUUUUAAACCGCCAAAAUUGCACCCGAACGAUGACACUGAUCCACGCGGGGCACGAGCACGACAUUAUUUGACAACCUGCGACCCGCACAGAUCCUCUUCUUCUCCGCUCCUUGUGCCCCACGCCGACGUUCCUGCCCCCCGACCCCCACCCCGCCGGUCCUCUCGACCAUGAUGCUGAGCAGCUCCGCGGAGGUGCCCAGCCCGGGCGGGCUGAGCAGCCUCAGCGGGCUGAGCGAAGCGGCUCGAAACGUGGUCCGGUCCUCCAGCAUCUCGGGCGCCAUGUACAACUUGGAGAAGAGUCCCGGGGGCGGGGGCCCCGAGACGGCGUCGCUGGCCGGCAACAAGAAGCGGCGCUCCAGCCUGGGAGCCAAGAUGGUGGCGAUUGUGGGCUUGUCGCAGUGGAGCAAGAGCACGCAGCAGCUCAACCAGCACGACGGCGGGACCAAGAAGCUUCGCAGCACAAUCCGACGGAGCACGGAGACCGGGAUCGCCGUGGAGAUGAGAAACCGGGUGACGCGGCAGGGCAGCAAGGACUCCACCGACGGCAGCACCAACUCCAACAGCUCCGACGGAACAUUCGUCUUCCCUACCACUCGCCUCGGGCCUGAGAGCCAGUUCAGCGACUUUCUAGAUGGACUCGGCCCAGCGCAGAUCGUAGGGCGGCAAACAUUAGCGACGCCGCCGAUGGGGGACGUCCACGUUGGUAUGGUGGACAGAGGAGGUCAGCUGGAGGUGGAGGUCAACCAGGCCAGAGGCUUGAUACCCAAACCGGGCUCCAAGAAUGUUCCAGCAACUUACGUGAAGGUGUACGUCCUUGAGAACGGAGUGUGCUUGGCCAAGAAGAAAACCAAAGUCGUGAAGAAGAAUCUCGACCCCAGCUACCAGCAGCCUCUGUUGUUCGACGAGAGUCCUCAGGGAAAAGUCCUCCAGGUUAUUGUGUGGGGAGAUUACGGGCGUAUGGACCACAAGUGCUUCAUGGGAAUGGCCCAGAUCCUGUUGGAGGAUUUGGACCUCUCGGCGACAGUCGGCGGCUGGUACAAGCUGUUCCCUACCUCCUCUCUGGCAGACCCCAGCAUCGGACCCCUCACCCGACGCCUCUCGCAGUCCUCCCUGGAGAGCGCCACCAGCCCGUCGUGCACCUAAGGCUCCGUCACGCGCACCCCAGUACUGUACAUACCACUCAAGACAAAAUCCUGAAACGCAAGAGCCUGCGUACGGCAACAUCCCUCUCGUUUGUACGCUCACCCGGCCAUUUUUUUCCCCUCACAAAUCCACCAAAACGUAGCAUUUGUCCUCCUCCGUUCUCGACCGCGACGCAUUUGGUUCACCGAGUGCCAUAAACUGCAUUCCGAGGUUCCGCGAUGCCAUCCCCGGGGGCCAUAUUGACGACACUUUCUAAACUCUCUAUGCCAAACUUAAGGGGGUGGGGGUGGGGAGAACUACAACAAAACAAAACGUUAUUUAAAAAAAAAAAACCAAAGCAAUUGUUAUUGUUGUAGUUGUAGAUGAAGUCGUAGAUCAAUAUUAAUUCUGGAUAUGUAGCAGAGCCAAUGACAUAGAAGUUGCGACGCAGCUUAUUCACAUAAGGGAACAUAUGUGAGGUAGCAACACUGCUAUUGUACAGGGCAGGGCUGAGUUUAUACAUAGAUAUGCAUACACACAUACAUAUAUAUAGUUCAAUAUUAAUUUGUGUUCUCGUCUGUAUCUGCCGCAGUUUGCAUGUUUGCUCGCAACCUUUGUAACGACCUUUUGAAAGUGCUCCAGACUUUUGCAUUUCACCUUUGAGCGAGGAACGAGGGCGUGGAGACAGUGUUUCCCAACCUUUGAUGAAUGAAAAUGUAAUAUUUGUGGUUAAACAAAAAAUAAAAAAUUAGGACCAAUUAGGCGGAAAUUGACGGCUCAAUGGUUGGGAAUCACUAAUUGACGAAAUGAUGGAUAAAAUAUGAUGAUGUAGUAAUACAAGAUAAUGCCUUGAUUUUUCAACCGCAGGGCACUGAGCAUUCGGAGAGAUUUGAGCGGCUUAAUUCCAUUUUUUACAUUUUUUUUUUGUUGGGGUGGGUGGGGGGACUUCCCAUGUUCAAUGGAACUAUCCUUUUUCUUUUGCUAUUUUGAGAAGCUUUUCUUUAAAUAUGAUUGAAAAGGAAAUACGACGGUGACCAUCCGCCGUGGUGGUCUGACGCCGUGUGACACCGACAACAUUUAUUAAUAUUAAUAUUAUUUUUUACAUUGGUGUUGCACUGCAAAUAUUUCCCCAGACAGCACUUUAUAGCUAAAUGAUACUGUCUCACAAUUAACACAGUAUUUCAUGUAAUAUUGUGAUUUUUUUUUAACUUAAUGGCAGCAUGGAAAUAUAACAGCAUGGUUUUUUUUCUUUCUGUUUAUUUAUUGAUUUUUUUGGGGGGGGGGGGUUGCAGGGGAGCUUUUCAGAAUUUUCUUUUUAAAGUAUUUUUUUCACUCCUACAAGAACAAAAGAAACAGAUCCAUUUUACUCGUAGCACUUUCUGUUAUUGAUCUGACGCUUGCAUCUCCGUAUGAGAAAAAUGAAUUCAUCAUAAAAGUUGUAGCAGAAAGUUCAAUGCACUGAACCUCAAGCAAGUAAUUGGCAUUAAAUGUUUUUUUUAUGUAUUUAUUUAAUACCACUUUUUAUUCCACUUCUACGAGUGUUGGGACCAGCACCAAACGUUCCACUAUUUAAAUGCAUGUUUUUUUAAUUUUUAUUUUUUACAAAGGUACAUUCCGUUAAUCAGCACUUAAACAGCACUCACAUUUGUACUUUUGUCCUCAAAGCACCCACGAAACCAACAGAAUUUCCGUCUCUGGAUUUGAAAAAUAUGUACUGUAUGUUCCGAUUUUCUUGACAUGAUCUAUGAUAUUGUAGGGUAGUCUAUAUUGUAUAAAAAAACUUAUCAUUUGUGUCUUUUUGUGAACAACUGGCAUGAUGAUGUAAAAUGAGUAUUUGCACACGAUCUCUUCAGUGCACUUUUGUUUUUGGGCGAUUCCUAGGAAAUCGUCUUUGACGGGGGAGGAGGAAUCCCGUCUUGUUAAAGAAUCCCUUAACCCCCCCCCCCCAAAAAAAAAAAAAAAACUUUGUAUAACUUCCAUGUUCAGUACUGAAUGUUUAACUCCUUGGCAAAAAAAAAAAAAAAAAAAACAGAAAAGAAUAUUUGCUAUGUAAAUUCCAACGUUUUUGGCGCUUGUACGGAACUGUUUGUUCAACUUUUGCUGUGGCGUAUCGUGGUUCUGAAAGCGGAACGUUACCCUUGAAGGAAUGUUCUUUCUUGACGCGCGUCCGAACCCUUUGGGUCCCGCAACCAAAAGCAAAGUGAAAUAUUGCCUUUCUUUCACGUCAGGUGUGAUUGUGCCCAUUUACGGAGUUGCGUUAUGAGUGGGAGGGACUGUUGGGAUGAGGACUUUGAACAAUAUUGGGUAAUUGUAAAAAAAAAAAAAUCUAUAUAUCUGUCUGUAGACAUAUAUUGUGCUUUAAAUGAUGCAGGAUUUGGGAUAUAAACUUAAAGUCCCUGUAAAGUGAAAACAAAUGUCUUCUGAAGAAUGUCAUUAACAAAACCGUAAUUCCCGGCCGACCAGCCGCGACUUUUUUCACGGCCGCCGCGCUAGUUAGCGUUCGCGCCGCCGUGCUAGCGUUAGCAACACCGUGUUAGCAUUAGCGCGGCCGUGCUAGCGUUAAACUCUUUCUGUGCACCGAGGCUUAUCACCACGUGCACUCUCUGUACGCUGGGAAUUACGGUAUACAUACCAAAAAAAAAAAAAGGCUUCAAAAUUGUAAGAAAUCAAAGCUGGUCUCUUGACUCUUGAACAUUACGGGGGUGUGUCCUGAAUGCGCUUAAACCACUCAACUGUCAAUGAAACUACUUUGACCUGGAAAAAAUGGAUGCUAGCAUAUUUCUUAUGCUUCCAAAUAACUGCAUGUGCGAGUUGGAAAAUUAUAUCUGCUUGAAGCUUCGAGUGGCUGGAAUAAAUUUGCACUUGCCAUGACAAUGAGGCGCUCUAAAGCGGCCAUGCCAGCGCAAAGCCCCGAUCCAGCCCCAGUCACGUCGGAGAAUAUUUUUUCCCCCUUUGCCCUUCUAUCUUUUUCAACAUGCGCACACUUGUAGUGAACAACAAGGCAAAAUGCUUCACUUGGCGCCAUUUUAAAAAGUUAUGAAAUUUAACGAUACUUCUCCACGACAGACUUUGCACGUUUUCAGCAGUUAUCAUCAAACAUGUUUAACGUACUGUAUCCGAAUUCACUUUACAGGUUCUUUACACUUCUCGCACUAGCAUCGCGUUCCUUGCCGUUUGCCCACUUUAAAGUGGCUUUUAAAGAACAAACUAUUACAGAUUUAUGAAGAUAAAAGUAGACGUGGGAAGGCUCCCAAGAAGCAGGGUCGACGGUGGCAGAGUUUCGUCAGGUUCUGGUGACUUUUUGAAUGUGAGGGUGCUGAAACGGGUCUUUUGUAGACAUGCCGGGAGUGUUUUUUUAUUUAUUUUUUUUGUAUUUUUACUUUUGAGCGGGGAUGCUACGUUGCACGCGCCACCUCAAUCUUUCCAGACUCGACACAGAGAUUUACGGUUGAGGCCAAUGCAGACGACGAGAUUUGAAUAUCCACGUCUCGCGUUCUUCAACCCGAUUUGACUUAUUUAUGUGCAAAAAAAAAAAAAAAAAGGACAGAAUUAUUAGUCAACCUUUUGAAAAUGUUAUUUUUAUAACUAGAGAGGAACUAUAGAGAGGAGGGAGCAUGCGUGGGCGAAGCUGCCUUGCGACGAUGAGGGCUUGUUCAGUUUACAAUGGCCUUACUUUACUCUACUUCUUAUUACAUAUUAUUAAUGUGGAGAUUCCUCCUUCACUAUUGUACUACAUGUUUGAAAGUUUGGACGGUUGCAUUCUGCUUGAAAUAUUGUUACCGGAGUUCUACAUACAGUAUAUAUGGAAUAUAUGUGCAUAGUUUUCUGAAUGUAUUUCUUAACCCUUUCACCAAAUUUUUUUUUCCUGUCGUUUACUUUGCGGUAAUGUCUGGCCCUGAUACGGGAAAACUUGUAUUCUACGGUAUUGUUUGUAUAUUCCCCUGAAAGAAAGCGCCUCGCCGGCUGAAAGAAGCAUGUGCAAGCUUUUUGAUUUAUCGGAAUUAUUGCCUUCUUGGACUGUUUAAUUUCUCAACCGCAAUGAUCAAAUUGCUUUGACUUGUGAUAUUCUGUACCGCAUGGUGAUACGGACUUUUUGUUUUUGUUUUUUGGGAUGCUGUGGAGUUAUUAUUGUUACCGUGAUUCCCGGCCUACAGAGCGCACCUGGUUAUAAGCCUCAUUCAGUACAUUUUAAAGGAAAUACCAUUUGGCACAUAUAGCUGUGUAAAAGCCGCAAGUGCCCACAUUGAAACACAACAUAUUUACAAAGAAAAACGGUACACAAAGAGUUUAAUGCAAGUCGCGCUAAUGCUAACACUAACACUUGCUAACAAGGCCGGUUGGAAAAAAAAAACAUACCGGUAAAAAUCACUGAGACACGACAGUAACAUGCUAACGCAGCGCUAACAGGGCCAGAUCGGUAAAAGUCACAUCUUCGGCACAUAUAUUCCACCGGUCUCACUCUUACCUUUUCAGCUCGAGUGCUCCUGUGCGGCCCUUAGAAAAAAUGCACAAAUUAGCUCCAUCACCGCAUAAACUGCAGGGUUGAAAGCAUGUGAAAAAAGUUGCGGUUUAUAGGCCAGAAAUUACAGUAAUAAACU
This is a messenger RNA of Syngnathoides biaculeatus (alligator pipefish), 5793 nucleotides long. RefSeq names its product regulating synaptic membrane exocytosis 3 (gene rims3). NCBI's taxonomy places the organism in Eukaryota, Metazoa, Chordata, Actinopteri, Syngnathiformes, Syngnathidae. Gene Ontology annotation, biological process: regulation of membrane potential; calcium ion-regulated exocytosis of neurotransmitter; regulation of synaptic plasticity. Gene Ontology annotation, molecular function: transmembrane transporter binding; small GTPase binding. The coding region runs from base 242 to 1216 and encodes 324 amino acids. Gene Ontology annotation, cellular component: cytoskeleton of presynaptic active zone; presynaptic membrane. The transcript is spliced from 7 exons. The record is from RefSeq and is a predicted model, not a curated record.